AUACAUGCGCCUUGUAUAACAAUAAAUAAUAAAUAGGAGUACAAGAUGAACAACAACUCAUUCCACUACUUUUUGCAGCUGCCUCUAGAACUACGCCGUCUUAUCUGGAAGCACUGCCUACCGUAUCGUAUAGCAGAAGAAGACAUCCCUGGCUUCCUUCUCGAUGGCAACGAGUCCCGUCAAGUCUGCUGGGCCGACCGUAUAACAUACCAAAACGCUCAGCCGCCGCUCAUUGCAUUUGUUAACAGCGAGUCUCGGCAAGUCGCGCUAGAACAGGGACGCAGGUUGGAACUGGAAGACGCAACUAGCUUAAAGUCGAUAUGAGUGCAGCCGCGUCGGGAUGUGCUGCAUCUUAACUGGACGCGAACGAGCUACAAUGUCUUGUGGACGGGUUAUGAACCUUCGUCUUCGAUUGCUAUGUUCCUGUCGGGGGCAAAGGAUCUUGGGAUGCAGCCUUCUGUCGUGGCAGAGAUUAUUUACCAUUUUAGCUUGAAGGUGCUGUUGGAUGGCGCUGAUGGCGCUGAUCCAUUCGACAGCCUAUGGCGUCGUUAUCACGGCGUAUAUGACCCUCUAACAAAUGAGGAAGCGUACGGAACAUCGAUUUGUGUGGAAAGUCAAAGCAGGCUAGACAUAGCCAUGGCGGCGGUUUCUCUGCAUAUCACCAGGAAAGCGGCUCUGAAGUCUGGCCUGUUUGGGUUGUUAGGCGAUGCGCCUGUUCAGAUAGUUGAUAUUGACGACGAGGCUCGGUCGAGGGAAUUUCAAGCAUUAUUCAGGGAACACGCAUUAGAAAAGGAACCGGCCGUGCAAACACUCUUCGAAUUAUGCACAAGUUCUCGAUUCCAAACGGCUGUGGAAGUAUGGAGAAGACAAGAUGAAUGUAUUAUCUUCGCAAACAUGUGGGAAUCUGCGCGAAAGGAAAACCUCGACAUUCUCGGGACGGACCCGGGCUCCGCUUGGAUACCUUACCUGUCGAAGCAAGAAUUCAUCAACAUGUCUCAGUAUUUGCCUAAUGAGAAGCAUCCGUGGGCCAAGCAAGCUAGGCAGAGUAUGACCAAGCUGCGACCGCGGAUCAUGGUGCGUUAUUGUACCAAUGAGUGUUAUAUGAAGGAUCCACCUCCUAAGUAUUUCGGGACUUGAGUAUAUAACAAUAGAGUUGUCCCCCGAGACUAUACAUGCUUUUUUUACACGCCUCAGCAAGAUGAUCAUGCAUACCCUGCGUAAUAAUAAUAGUCUCGACAUGGCUCAAUGCUUGUCCCGCGCUAUUAAACUGGGUGACAUAGUCUCUCACUCACUGCUCCACCUUGUCAAAACCUGCUUUGGCCUUGUUAUUAUUUCUCUUUCCCAAGAAAAAGAAGAACAAGUUCAGCAACAGGUAUGUUCGGUCUAAUGAGCUCAAAUGUGUGAGAGUAUUACCCAAACAGGAGUGGGACACCAAAA
This is a messenger RNA of Aspergillus alliaceus, 1437 nucleotides long. RefSeq lists its product as uncharacterized. Bases 418 to 1137 code for a protein of 239 amino acids. The record is from RefSeq and is a predicted model, not a curated record. The transcript has a single exon. NCBI's taxonomy places the organism in Eukaryota, Fungi, Ascomycota, Eurotiomycetes, Eurotiales, Aspergillaceae.